Trichogramma pretiosum is the source of this 1105-nucleotide messenger RNA. RefSeq names its product zinc finger protein 271-like. The transcript is spliced from 2 exons. Bases 92 to 1105 code for a protein of 337 amino acids. Gene Ontology annotation, biological process: negative regulation of transcription by RNA polymerase II. Gene Ontology annotation, molecular function: DNA-binding transcription repressor activity, RNA polymerase II-specific. NCBI's taxonomy places the organism in Eukaryota, Metazoa, Arthropoda, Insecta, Hymenoptera, Trichogrammatidae. The record is from RefSeq and is a predicted model, not a curated record.
UAAACCCUAAUACCAUUAGAUAAAUAAAUUUCAGUUAUUCAACUUUUGUGGCAUUAAAGAGAAGUAUCAAUCGCUUAAUUUAGGCAGCAAAAUGGAUAAAAAUGACAAAAAAAACCAUUGUGAUAUUUACCAGGAGGCAUUUAUACCAGAAUCAAACAUGAUAACCCACCGAGACACGAUUCACAAUGAACGAAAAGAUUUCGCAUGUGACAAGUGCGAAAAAAAAUUUGAGUUCCGAAGUCACGUGAGUAGACACCAAAUAUCGGUACACAAAAACUGCAAAGAUUUUUUAUGUGACAAAUGCGAAGAGAAAUUUGUGAGAAAAUCCAGUUUGAUUACGCACCAAAAAUUAGUUCAUACAGAUCGAAAAGAUUUCUCAUGUAACAAGUGCAAGAGAAAAUGCGAAAAUAAAUCAACUUUGCUCAAGCAUAAAAAAAUAUUUCACGAAGUUUUUAAAGAGUACUUAUGUGAAAACUGCGCAAAAAAGUUUAGAAAUAAACGUAGUUGGUUCAUGCACGUAAAAAUAGUACACGAAGGUCGAAAAGAUUACACAUGCGACAAUUGCGAAAGGAAAUUUGGAAUAAAAAGAGAUUUGUUGAGGCAUCAAAAGGCAGUCCAUGAAGGUCGCAAAGAUUACUCAUGUGAAAAAUGCGAGAAGAAAUUUGGAUUUAAAUUCAAUUUGCUUUUCCACCAAAGGACAAUACACGAAGGUCGGAAAGAUUACGCAUGUGACAAAUGUGAGCAAAAAUUUGGCACACGAUGCAAUUUGAUUAGACACCAUAAAUCAAUUCACGAAGGUCGCAAAGAUUAUCCAUGCGACAAUUGUGAGAGGAAAUUUGGACGUAAGGCAGAUUUGUUAAAACACCAAAACACAGUCCACGACGGUCGUAAAGAUUUCGCAUGCGAAAAUUGUGAGAAGAAAUUUGCACACAAAUCGACUUUGCUUUUCCACCAAAAGACAAUACACGAAGGUCGGAAAGAUUACGUAUGCAACAAUUGUGAGAGAAAAUUUGUAAGUAAAAGGAAUUUGUUGAGGCAUCAAAAAACAGCUCACGAGAGUCGCAAAGAUAAUGAAUGCAACAAAUACAAGAAGAAUGAUGAUUGA